AUGGAGUUUGGUGGUGCCGCCGGCGCUGCUGCCGGCGCCGCUGGCGGUGGCAUGGGUGAAGUGUUCAACGGUCACGAGAUGAUGGGUGCGACGACGGCGGCGCCUGCGGCGCACGCCUCGGGCUCCAACUACCCGACGCCGACGGCCGAGCUUGCAAGUGCGGCGUCAUUUGAGCCGCCGGCGCUUGCCGCAAGCGCGCCUGCGCCUGCACCGUACGACGCGACGGCGGUGCCUGCGUCGAUGCCUGCGUCGAUGCCGCCGCCGUCGCAGCCGAUGGGUGCGUACGACGGUGAGGCCGAGGCCGAGGCCGAGGCUGCAGCACAGGCUGCGGUCCAGGCUGCAAUGUCGUCGGCGACAUCGGGCGGGAUGGAUGCCGUGGCGCCGGACGCGCUCGUUGCGGGUGCCCCUGCGGUCGGUGAGAAGCGGUCGGCCGACGACAUGGCCGGCAGCGACGGCGGCGACGACGACGGCGAGGCGUACAAGCGGCAGCGGACGCUGGCGUCGUCGACGGGCUCGACUAUUAACCCGGCGGACAUUAUGAACCAGCAGGCUGCUGCUGCUGCUGCUGCUGCGGCGGCGGCUGCGGCGGUUCCGGGCGGUAAUGCACAGGCGUACACUGCGCCUGUGCAGACGUCUUCGUACGCGUCGUACACGGCAGCGCCGCUGCUCCGCGAUAUGCGGUACCGGCUCUUUCUCACGCAGUCUGAGGCUGCGCGGGUGACCAAGCGGCUCCGCAAGGGCUACGUCCUCGUCCCGCUCACCUCGUCGGGAACCGAGUACCACGAGGAGGCGAUGACCGGGCGCGACAAGGGUCGGCGGCGGCGCAAGCAGACCGACUACAAGGCGAUGAUGUCGACAAAGAUCAUUGACGACGACGAGGACGACGACUCGGCAGCACGCGGCGGCAUGCCGUCGAGCGGAGCGUCGGAGAGCCAGGCCAAGGCGUCGCGGUCGUCGGCAACGCGCAAAAAGUCCAAGAAGAAGGCCAAGCAGGUCGAUUACUCGGACUUUGACAACGUGGUUCGCGACGUCAAGCGUAUCAUCAGGAAGUCCCUGUUGACCAAGAACGAGGCGCUGUGGUUUAAGGACCCGGUCGACCCAGUCCGUCUCGGCAUUCCGCAGUACUUUGAGAUCAUCAAGCAGCCGAUGGACCUGGGCACGGUGUUGGAGAACCUUUCGGCGGGCGUGUACUCGACGGUGGAGGAGAUCGGCGACGACGUGGCGCUCAUUUGGUCCAACGCGGCGCGGUUCAACGGCGAAGAGGCUGUUGUGACCCAGAGCGCGCGAGUGCUGGAGAAGGCGUGGCUGAGGGAGUACGAGCGGAUCUGCCGCAAGGUCAACAAGGCGCGCAAGCAGUCUGAGCGCGCGGCCAAGGCCGCAGCACGUGAGCAGGCGCGGUUGGACAAGCAGGCAGCCAAGGCACAGCGCGAGCUUGAGAAGCAGCGCAAGCGCGAGGAGAAGCGGCAGCGGCAGGAGGCGGCGCGGGCGGUGGCCGAUGGCCGUGUCCCGCCGCCGAUCUUGCCGUCGGUCCCGCCGCCGCCGCCGGCUGCGCCGCAGCUUCCGCCAGCAUACUCGCCGCUGCAAGGCGGCGGGAUUGAUCCGUCGGCGCUUGGCGGCCUUGGCCCGAUCCUUCAGCAGACCGAGGCUAUGAAGCAGCAGAUGCAGGCGCUUGGCAUGUCGACCGGCGGGCUGGCCUCUUCGGUUGUCCGCGAGGCCGCGCCGCCGGGCAUGUCGUCGGCCGAGCUCGAGAAGAUGCUCGAGCGCAAGAUGGAGAAGCGGAUGGCUGAGAAGUUCUCCGAGUUUGAGGCCAUGGUCAACUCGAUCAAGAGCUUGGCGGCCAACAUGAUGACGACGCAGUCGCAGAUGAUGCAGCCGAGCAUGAUGGGUGGAAUGGGCAUGGGCAUGGGCAUGGCCACGCCGCCGCACAUGAUGGCACACUCCGCGGCAGGCAAGGGCUCGAGCUCCAAGGGCAAGUCGUCGUCGUCCAAGCGCCGGCGCAAGAAGAAGUCGAGUCGCUCCAAGCGCCCACCGGCGCCGCAGUACGACUCGGACUCGUCGGACGACUCGGUGUACAUGCACGACCACGUCCGCUACAAGCCGAUGGACUACAACGAGAAGAAGCGGCUGACGACCAACAUCAACCGCCUCCCGUCGUCCAAGCUUGUCCGCGUCAUCGAGAUCAUCAAGGAGUCGAUGCCGCUCGAGAACCAGGACGAGGAGAUCGAGAUCGACAUCGACGCCCUCGACAACAAGACGCUCCGCAAGCUCGAGGCGUACGUCAACGAGUGCCUCGCCAAGCGCAAGAAGAAGAAGAAGAGCAAGAAGGAGCAGCCGCCGCCGCAGCCGUCGGCCGUCACCACGCCGUCGACGCCGUCGACAGUCAACACCCUCGGCGUGGCCCCGCCACCGCCGGCCACGCCCGCAACCCCGGCCACGCCCGCCGCCUUCCCGCCACCGCCGGCCUCGUCGCUCUACACCCCGUCGGCGCUCGGGUCGUCGGACAUGGUCUCUUUCGGCAUGGCGACCACCGCGCCCAUGGCGCAGGCGCCGACGCCGCUGGCGGCUGCCGCGCCGCUCGCUGACCUCGCCCCGACGCCGGCACCCGCCACCGACACCGACACCGCCGCGCCGCCGCCGCUCUCGCUCAACGAGCAGAGCUGGUCCUCGCUCGCCAACGACGAACCAGCGCCGUCGCAGCAGACCGGCGACGCCGCCGCCCCCUCGGCGGCCUGGUCCGAGCUCCAGGCCCAGACCCAGGAGCAGAAGCAGCUCGCCGAGCAGGCCAAGGCCGAGCAGGAGCGGCUCGUCCGCGAACGCGCCGCCGCCGAGCAGGCCGCCGCUGCUGCUGCUGCCGCCGCCGAGCAGGCUCGUAUCGAUGCCCUCCGUGAGGAGGAGCGCAAGCGCCGGGAGGCCGCCGCCCAGCAGGGCGCCGUCGACCUCUCCUUCCAGCGCGACGCCAUGCGCGACUUUGAGGCCGCAGGCGUCGCCGGCGGCUCUAACUUUGGCAACAAGCACGAGCUCCUCGCGCUCCACCAGGAGCAGCAGCAGCAGAACCAUCCGUAA
This is a messenger RNA of Thecamonas trahens ATCC 50062, 3063 nucleotides long. RefSeq names its product bromodomain containing protein. Bases 1 to 3063 code for a protein of 1020 amino acids. Gene Ontology annotation, molecular function: protein binding. The transcript is spliced from 2 exons. The record is from RefSeq and is a predicted model, not a curated record. Lineage: Eukaryota; Apusomonadida; Apusomonadidae.